AUGCGUGGCAGAAAGAGCAACUUCGUUGCUUGUGUCUACUGCAGACAGAUGAAACUGGCAUGUGAUGGUCCACAAAAGUUCCCUUCGCCAUGUUCAAGAUGCACCAAGGCUCAGCGGAUCUGCUCUGUUGACCCAGCAUUCAAGCGUACGAAAAGGCGAGAACGGCUCACUGCAGUCGAGAAAGAAUUGCAAGAACUCAAGCAGACUCUGAACACUCGAGAAGCAUCAAGUCAACCGACGCACAGCACCAAUCAUGACACUGUGAUACCGCCGACCGGAGUGCUGACGCCACUCGAAGUGCAAAUACCAGACUUAUCGCUGCUGAGUGAAUUGCCAGGAGUCGACCUGCCAGAACAAGAAGCGCAAGACCUCAUCAAAGAAUACUUUCUCCGCUACGAUUCAUUCUGUCCCAUCUUGCCCGACUCAUCCAAAUUCCUGGAGUAUGCAAAACCAUGUCCGCUCCUAUUCUGGACUGUCCUGGUCACUGCUUUAAGAGGACACCCUGAGCGGAAGGAUCUCUACUCGUCAAUCGCCGACAAAGUCCGCACAAUGGCGUACGAAGCACCGAAACCGACCAACGUUUCUCUACAAUUCAUGCAGGCACUACUUCUUCUCUGUCAAUGGCCAUUACCGUACCUGAGAAUGGAAGACCCCUCUCACGCGUUUGCGGUUCUAGCAACACAGAUGGGUUUGCGGAUGGGGAUGCAUCGUCCUGAUCAUUCCUUCGAGUACGGCUUCGAUUCCUACAAUGGCGGUCACGAGCUCCUCCGUCGGAAAGUAUGGGCUUGUUGUUUCACCACAAACGUCAGUGUCAGUGGUGGACUAGGCCUACCAGCCACCAUUCAGCUAGACCACAGCCUUCUACAGAUGUCAUCAACCAAACCAGAAUGGCUCCCAGAUACACUCUAUCAUCAGCUCCACCUUUCGAUACAGGCUCUCAAUAUCUGCAAUACCCUCGGAUCCUGCGAAUCGACGAGUACCGGCCUCCUCCCGACCCCGCUCCCAGUCAUUCGAAAUUUCGAGAGCGAAUUGCGCGCCUUGGAGUUCCGAUUUUCAACUUCAUGGUCACCUAGCGACCAUAUCGUCCUGUUUGGUUGCCGAAUGAUUCUGUACACAUUUGCGCUAUCAAUUCCAGACAACGAUACCGCGCCUACGGUAGAAGCAUCGUCACACUGGCUGGUCCAAGCCUUCAUGGCGGCCAGCGACAUUAUACGCACGGCCUCGACUAUCCAGGAGCAGCUUUUCUACGCACCCUCACGUAUCCAGAAGAUUCUCAUCCAUGCCGUAUGUUAUCUUCUGCUUGUGAGGUGCUCCCCCCACCGCGAGCUGGUCGAUAAUAGCAUGCUGGUCAAUGGCAUCAGUCAAGCCAGGCAAGUCGUGCAGACCCUUUCAAUUGCCACCGGCGACUUCAUGGCACGCGCAGUCAGGUUUAUUGACCGUCUGAGCCAGUACGGAGACACUAUGAGUCGAGGUAGCGACACUGAACCAUUUUUUACCAUCAAAUCGAGGAUGGGCGCCAAUCUCUCCUUGACUUCACUCUUGCGGUUAAGAACCUAUACCAAGCAGGCCCAGGCCCAGGUCCAGGAUCAGACAACCGCUCAAGAUGCUCUGCCAGGGAAUGAUGUCCUGAACAUGGGCCUGGACGAAGAUAUUUUUGCUUCCGUCAAUUGGGAUGAAUUGUUUCUGGAUAUGGCGGCCCUUCCAACGUUUUGA
Exophiala viscosa is the source of this 1713-nucleotide messenger RNA. RefSeq names its product transcriptional regulatory protein LEU3. The transcript has 5 exons. Gene Ontology annotation, cellular component: nucleus. The record is from RefSeq and is a predicted model, not a curated record. Bases 1 to 1713 code for a protein of 570 amino acids. Gene Ontology annotation, molecular function: DNA-binding transcription factor activity, RNA polymerase II-specific; transcription cis-regulatory region binding; zinc ion binding. Lineage: Eukaryota; Fungi; Ascomycota; Eurotiomycetes; Chaetothyriales; Herpotrichiellaceae. Gene Ontology annotation, biological process: regulation of DNA-templated transcription; DNA-templated transcription.